Manduca sexta (tobacco hornworm) is the source of this 2171-nucleotide messenger RNA. RefSeq names its product eisosome protein SEG2. The record is from RefSeq and is a predicted model, not a curated record. The coding region runs from base 173 to 2014 and encodes 613 amino acids. Lineage: Eukaryota; Metazoa; Arthropoda; Insecta; Lepidoptera; Sphingidae. The transcript is spliced from 6 exons.
UGUUAUACGUCACUGCACAUUUCUCCGGGUGUGAGCCGUGGUUGUAUCAAAUCAGUGUUGGUGCUACGCUCGUGUCUACGUUUGACUUAUCACAUAUAACAAUUACGGAGACAGUAUUGUGAUUGUUUUAUCAGUGUAGAUUCAACGUAAAGGUGGGGAGUCAGGCUUCAAGAUGAAGCUCUCCCUAGUUUUUGAGCUUCUUUUGAUAUUCAUACUUUUAGCCUUCGCUGCCUCAAAGAGUGUCAAGAAGCAACAUAGCAAUAGAAAAAGCAUACAAAACAGAGACGAUGACGACAAACCAGAAGAAAGUGCUAUAAAUAAGUACUGCAAGUGUCAGGAAGCGUUUUGCAGUUGCUGUAGAGAUUUCGCGGUCGAUGUCGUGAACUUGAACGGACCAGGAUGUGCAACGCUGAUGUAUUUGGACGGUGACAAGAUGUCGGUGUCACUGAGCUUCGGUAAGAAGGUCAUCACGAACCGGACGCUCUCCAAUCGCAAGCCAAGUCCUGUCUGCAUGCCGCUUCCCGGGGGUGUAUCCAAAUUUUGCGGAAGAGUUUACAAUAUCGCCAGAGCGGGUGAAGAGUUCAGAGCUUGCCUUGGCUUAGAGCUGCAAGCGAAGAAAGCAGUAGAAGCUGCUGUACGAGUAUCGUGCUUCAAAUUUGGACCAAGAGGUGUGACGUCAGAACCAGCUGAUCCAUUACCACUUGUUCCCGAUUCUGAGAAGGGCGAUGAUGAUGAUGAAGACGACGAUGAUUAUGAUGAUGAUUUAGAAGACGAAGGUGGUUUCGGCAUCGGCAUUGAUGAUGACGAUGACGAUGAUGAUGACGACGACGAUGAUGAUGAUGACGAUGGUGGUCUUGAACUCGUAAAGGACGCAGAUGGCGUAAGCGAUGACUACGCAGGGUUUCCAGGUUUAGAGGAAGACUUUUUUGAAGAAUUGUUCUCGAGCGGCUCAGGCGGUAAGAAGAAAUCCAAUAAAAAUAAAAAGAAACAAGCGCCUGCUCCUACCUCAACAACCACCACAAGACGGCCUAGACCUACACGUAGACCUGCCAGAAGACCUAGUACUAGGACUACUACGCCACGGCCUAUUAGAACUACUACUGUGAGAAUUCGCCCUGUUAACCGUAGGCCAACACGUCGUCCAUCAAGGAGACCAGCUAAUGGGACACGGCGAAGAACUACUACAGAGAAGGCAUCAACGUUGCUCUCUUCAACUACUACUAGCGCGCCAAUGGCGGCAGUAAGCGUCGAAAUGCAAACUACAGAACACAAUGAAAUUGAACAUGUCAUAAAUGAUCAAGUUUCUGAAAUAGCAAAUCUUGUUGAACAAAAUCAAGAACCCGCUGUUAUGGCAACAACAGAAAAAGCCGUUUUUAAUUUUGACGAUCCCACAUUAGAGAUGUCUUUAGCGCAUGUUACCGGCCAGCUUUCUUCUUUGCAUGUCACUCCAUUGUUACCGAACGACGUCAAAGAGUCUCCCAUGCCACCCAAGGAACAAGAAGAUGUAAACUAUGAAAAAGUGGAGAUUAUCACCGCAAAGGCGCCAUCCAUCGCUUUGUUCAGUACGACUACUGAGGAAUCCAUCAAUGAAAACCUCAUACAAAUUGUUCAGAGCUUAGAUUCAGAGUCUGAGGAAGUAAUGCCUACUAAAGAAACCAUGGCCGCUGAUGAAAGCAGAGGUGAUUUUGUUCAUAGAGGUAUCCGUUAUCAAGCAAUUCAUUUGCCUAAAAAACGCAAUAAGAAUCAAGAUUUUGCCUUGUCUGAUAUAGACGUUCUUGACCUUACCCAAAUUGGUGAAAGCAUUGGAGAUCAGAUUGGCGUGUUUGGAGGAGGAAAAAAGAAAAACAAUCCUAACAAGAAACAUAGAGUAAGGGAUACUAAAGGUGAUGAUAAUGAUUAUGAUGAUAUCCUUGAUAGCUUGAGUGAUACCUUAAUAAUGAGAAAAUCUGAUAAUGGAAAAAACGUAAGAAAAGACAGAAGGAGACAGAAUAAAAUGAUGCGCGGUGAAUGGUAGCGAAUACGAUAUCGAAGUCACAUUAGUUCUAAGUAGCUAUAGUAUUUAUUCCUUUUUAUAAAUUAUUUUCUUGUGUGUGUAAAUAGUAAAAAUUGUAUGAGAUUAUUUAUUUUGCAUGAAUGACCAAUAAAUAAUAAUAAAAUAGCUGAAUAAAAAA